Molecule: messenger RNA, 474 nt
Organism: Drosophila biarmipes
Lineage: Eukaryota; Metazoa; Arthropoda; Insecta; Diptera; Drosophilidae
Exons: 2
Coding region: 169-474 (101 amino acids)
Source: RefSeq, a predicted model, not a curated record
ACUUCUAUGCAAAAAGCAGUAUGUUAAUUGUCGUUAUCAAGUACGCUUUCAAAAAUAAAUCAAAUUUUUGUUUCUGUUUUUUCUUUUUUGUUUAUUGUUUUGUAGUUGUUUAAUGGCGAUGGUUUGAUUCGAUGGAAAUCAUGAAAUGUCAGAGAGAGAUGGAAAGCCAUGAAGAGUCAAUCAAAAGAAAUAAAUAGUAAAUUGAAAGCCCUAAGGUUUAGCUCUUCUGCGCUCGCUACGUCAGCCAUGGGUGUAAACACAAUACAGACUGAAACAGAAACCGACCGAGAACUGAAAAUGAAACGAAACGAAACGGAAUCUUCAAAAGCGGCGGCGGCGAGGACGCCAGCGGCCAACGUCUCAGUCGCAGUCGCCGCUGGCCGCGACGCCGGCAGCGAGAGCCAGUUCGAAUUAACUCGACCACAGUUUUUCCCGUUACGAAGGAGAGAGCCAAGAGCAGAAGGCGAAGUGUGA